AUGCCUGAUCUAGCUUUGCGUAAGGCAUUCGGAAAGGCUGGCAAGUCCCUGGUUUCAAUUUUGAAUCUGGCAGGCCAUGCACCCUUCCAAAUACAAUUGAACCUAUCUCCUGCAACUCAACUAAACAAAAGGAUGAGGCCUCGGGAAAGGGCCAAUAGCAGGCAGGACAACAAAAUGCGGCCUAUUAGAGGCCAUCACAAGAUAUCAGAGGCCAUCCACGUCAAUGGCUCCGCGACUGAGCUCUCAGAACCGCUUGAUGUAGCCCCGCCUACCCAAACACCCCUGGCCGCUUGGGUUCUAAGUGAAACGGGUGAUGUCGGGAAUCGGGUACAUAGUCUGUUUUCUGCUGCAACAAUCGUUCUCGAAGUCAUAAAGAUUUAUCAGGCAGAGCAGAUUAGAAGAGAGCUCAAAGGUAUUGCGGAUCAGCUCAGGAUCCAUAAUAACCUUGUUGCGGGAGGAGGCGGCGGCCCAGAUGGAUUCGCACGAAAUGUUCUCGAUUUCCUGAACCUCAAGGUAGCAGAGUAUACUCGUACGGGUGACGACAAACAGCAUCGCUUCUUCAUCUACCAUCCCGAUACACACUGGCACGGUGCCUUUGCUAGGAUACGCCAGGAGUCUGAGUCUGAACAACCGCUUUUUCUGGGCCUGAGCAACGACCUCUUUGCAGUGUUCAGGUUAAUGCUCUGCGCUCGAGUUGCUCUAGAAGCACAAGCCGGUGAUGAUGCUAGGAAUGUCACAUUUCAUCUCCUCAUACCGUCAUACUGCACGCUGGUCAUCCCUCGUGCCUUUGUCGUCCUUGGGAAUCUACUUCCUUUAACUAUUGAUGGCCAGAUAGCGCAAGGGGAACGCCUCGUCUGGCUGAAUCUUCCUCAGAGGGAUGGCUAUGACCGGCCAGUACUAAAUAAUGUCGGCAACUUGGACGAUCUGCCCGAUUCCAGCUGGAAAGAGAUUGCAACAUUUGGUGCUGGAGUGACCACGAUGUUUGCUCCUCCAUUGGCCGCGCAGGCAUUAGCCAUCGCAUUCCCUCUCUUUGCUGCGGAGAUUAUCCUCGUUAGCCUCGCCGUCUCAUUUUUUGCAACAGGUUCGGUGGAGAUGGCAGUAGAAAGCGUUUGGGAAGAGCCACCAGCACUCCUUGGCUAG
Molecule: messenger RNA, 1140 nt
Organism: Trichoderma harzianum CBS 226.95
Lineage: Eukaryota; Fungi; Ascomycota; Sordariomycetes; Hypocreales; Hypocreaceae
Exons: 3
Coding region: 1-1140 (379 amino acids)
Source: RefSeq, a predicted model, not a curated record